This is a messenger RNA of Neoarius graeffei (lesser salmon catfish), 6780 nucleotides long. It is a transcript of the gene bpnt1, whose product is annotated as bisphosphate nucleotidase 1. The coding region runs from base 126 to 1121 and encodes 331 amino acids. NCBI's taxonomy places the organism in Eukaryota, Metazoa, Chordata, Actinopteri, Siluriformes, Ariidae. Gene Ontology annotation, molecular function: 3'(2'),5'-bisphosphate nucleotidase activity. The record is from RefSeq and is a predicted model, not a curated record. The transcript has 10 exons.
UAAAACAUCUGAAAGCAACGCCGCUUUUUCGGCGUCAGUCUACAUCUGUUCCUGUCUCCGGUUUAUUAUCAUAAAUUGCACUUUGGACUCCUGUUCGAUACAGAGAGAUUGAGCAUAGAGUUGCAAUGGCAGGCAAUACAGUGGUGAUCAUGCGACUGCUGGCUUCAGCCUACUCUGUCGCUGAGAAAGCAGGAUCGAUUGUCAGGAAAGUGUUGCACAGUGGAGAACUGGGAAUCGUUGAGAAGACAGGGGUUAACGACCUACAGACACUGGCGGACCGACUCGCUCAGAAGAGUAUAUGUGCUUCUCUCUUGAAGAGCUUCCCUAAAAUCACCAUCAUUGGCGAGGAGGAUCUGCCAGCUGAGGCAGCAGAAGACGACCUGAUUGAGACGGGCCAGUAUGAUGGAAUAUUACAAAAGCAAUGUCCUGCUGAAUACAGCAAGUUAAAGGAGGAAGAGCUGGUUGUGUGGGUCGAUCCUCUAGAUGGCACCAAAGAAUACACAGAAGCUGCGCACAUAUUGAACAGGCCAGUUGUGUGUGUGAAUUGGCUCGAGGCCCACAGAUCUCCAACAAGGCUCCUGGAUCAUGUGACCGUGCUGAUAGGCAUUGCUUAUAAAGGAAAAGCAAUUGCUGGAGUGAUCAAUCAGCCUUUCUACAACUACCAGGAGGGUGCGGGUGCCACUUUGGGCCGAACUGUCUGGGGAAUGUUGGGUUUAGGAGCCUUCGGGUUUCAGCUACAGGAAGUCCCAGAGGGGAAACGCAUCAUCACCACCACUCGCUCUCAUAGCAAUAAACUCGUUACUGAUACUGUCCAGGCCAUGGAUCCACAUGAUGUCAUCAGAGUAGGAGGAGCUGGGAAUAAGAUUAUUCAGCUAGUGGAGGGAAAAGCAUCUGCAUAUGUGUUUGCCAGUCCGGGCUGUAAGAAGUGGGACACCUGUGCAACUGAAGCCAUUCUGCAUGCUGUCGGAGGAAAGCUGACGGAUAUGCACGGGAAUGCUUACCGAUAUGAUGCCGACGUGAAGCACAUGAACUCGGCUGGUGUGUUAGCCGCGCUGAGGGAUCAUCAGUUUUACGCCAGCAGAGUUCCCCAGUCCGUCCUCAAGGCCCUGCAGUCGGACUGAAACGGCCACAAAGGCUUACGGGAGUCUUCCUGCUUUUCAGUUUGUUUCUGAAAUCAUUAGAGAACGGGUUAAUGACCGUAUAGGAUCUUUGUAAUCAAUGACAAAAAAAAAAAAUCAAUCUGGGAUUGUUACUGAUGCAAGUAACAAUCUUUUUAUUCAUUUUUUUAAUCUCAACAUUCUCACAUUUGUUUAAUUGCCAAUAUUUUGGCAUGUCUGAACACUAGGUUUUUGUUUUGACACUGAGUUACCAGUUACUCGUGUUAACCAAUCAUAUACCUUACCCUGUUUGUAUACAUUUGCUGGCUGUGUCAUAAAUAUAAUAGAUAAACCAGUCAGUAUUGGAAUCUGGAAUGAUUGACAGCGAUGACUGACAACGAUUGAUACUGAUUGUCCAAACACACAGGUGUUUGGAGCUCUACAGUAUUAACUGACACUGUGGAAGUUACACCUCCUUCCAGCCCUCAUAUUGUCACAAAAAUUUUCGAAUUUUUGGAGCUCAUCUCAUCUCAUUAUCUCUAGCCGCUUUAUCCUUCUACAGGGUCGCAGGCAAGCUGGAGCCUAUCCCAGCUGACUACGGGCGAAAGGCGGGGUACACCCUGGACAAGUCGCCAGGUCAUCACAGGGCUGACACAUAGACACAAACAACCAUUCACAUUCACACCUACGGUCAAUUUAGAGUCACCAGUUAAACUAACUUGCAUGUCUUUGGACUGUGGGGGAAACCGGAGCACCCGGAGGAAACCCACGCGGACACGGGGAGAACAUGCAAACUCCGUACAGAAAGGCCUUCGCCGGCCAUGGGGCUCGAACCCGGACCUUCUUGCUGUGAGGCGACAGCGCUAACCAUUACACCACCGUGCCGCUCGUUUUGGAGUUCAUUAAUGUGAAAUUCAUCAAAAUGUAUGCUUGAGUCAACGUUAGACAAUUAUAUACUGAAUAUCAGUUAACAUGUCUGUGAAUUUUCUCAUUCAUCCAGGUCACAGUAACCUCAGAAAUAUUAAAUCAAACGCGACUGGACUUGGUUUUAAGUCUUCUUCAGUUCACUUCAUCAGCUUGUCUGAUUAGACUGGGCUAGUCUGACCAGCUGGUCUGAGUACCCACGUAUUUAACCUCUGUGGUUUUCCGUUUCCAGUUGAGAGUACGCCAUGUGCAUUCUGGCUGCCGCUGCUCACCAGAGCUUAUUUAAUUUUAGUUUCCCUUUCGUUUUUCUUUUUUGUGUUUGUGUAGUUUGAUGUUUGUGUUUUGUUUGAGUGUUUUGUCUGCCAAUUGUGGUGUAGCUCCAGACCCAGUUUUGGGUGUCGGUUCCCUCCAGGCCUUGGUUCACUGUGGGUGAUGCCUGUGCUCCUCACUAUGGACUGCAGUGAGUUCGUUGCUCUUUUAACAUCAGGGUUGUUCAGCACUCUGUGCGGCGGUGCUUUGCACGGUGUUCCGAGCGAUAUUGCUCGGUGGCGUCGCGGUGGCUGUGCAGGUGGUUUGGGACAUAUCAGUACUCUGCAUGGCGGUGCUUCUGUGCUCGCUUUGUGGAUCCAUGGCACAGUGUUCUGAGCAAUGUUGCCCGGCAACGCCAUGGUGGCUGUGCAGGCAGUGUGGGACUUAUUUUUGCGUGCCUUUUGGUGGGUCUGUGGCUGCUACACCACUGGAAUGACCUCCUGACCUUCUUUUGGUGGCCUUUUUUUUUUUUUGUAAACAGCCCCCCGAUAAUUGUAAAGCGACCUUGGGUAUGAAAAAGGUGCUAUAUAAAUUUUUUAUUAUUAUUAUUUGUGGAGUCGUUCUCAAGGCCGCUGAUGUCAUCGUUUCUUCAAUGCUCCAGGCUGUGAUAAAAAUCUUUGGAGUCAACUUUGUUCGUGCUCCAUUCUGUUGUAACGACAGUCAUUUGGGGUUGUUAGAGCUGCUCGAGUCACAUGAGGCCAUUUGUGAGCGACAGUUGUUCUUGGAAGUGAAGGUUUGAAACAACCACUAAACAAACAUAUGGCCCAACACAGGAGGGCCAACUCUUCAGGCCAAGACUCUGCUGUCUAUUUACACUUACACUGUGUUCCAAAUUAUUAUGCAAAUCAUAUUUUCUCAGAUUUUCCUAAAUUAUCUAUAAUAAUGGCAGUCAUCAUGAUUUUCCAGUCAUCAACCAGUGGAGUACAAUUCAAAUGUUUUUGAACGAACCUCCCAAUAAUAACAGUAAAUUUUUAAGAAAUAAAAAACACAAAUGCACCCAAAAUGCAUGUUCCAAAUUAUUACGCACAAUUGAGUUUCCAAACAUUUUAUUGUCAUAAAGAACAAAAAAUGGUCAUGUGUGAAAUUAGAAACAUUAGCAGGUCAUGACUAACUGAAAUGUAACUGAAAUCAAACACUAUUUAAAUCAAAACAUUAUCACAAGUGAAGUCACAUCUGAACAUGGGACCCCUUGUUGAAAAGGACCUUCUCAAGUCUUCCAUCCAUUGAAUUUGUCAGUUUUUAGAUAGUAUCUGCUGGAAGUGCCUUGCAUGAGGACAGAAUAGCCUCCCAGAGCUGUUGUUGAGAUGUGAACUGCCUCCCACCAUCAUAAACACUUCUCUUGAUGAUGCUCCAAAGGUUCUCAAUAGGGUUGAGGUCAGGGGAGGAUGGGGGCCACACCAUAAGUUUGUCUCCUUUGAUGCCCAUUGCAGCCAGAGAUGCAGAUGUAUUCUUUGCAGCAUGACAUGGUGCAUUGUCAUGCAUGAAAAUGAUCUUGUUUCGAAAAGCACGAUUCUUCCUUUUGAACCAUGGCAGGAAGUGUUCUUUGAGGAACUCCACAUACGUUAUGGAUGUCAUCUUCACACCGUCAGGGAUCCUAAAAGGGCCGACAAUCUCUCUCCCCAUUAUUCCAGCCCAAAACAUCACUCCACCACCUCCUUGUUGGCGCCGUAGCCUUGUUUGCAUGGGGUGGCCGUCAACCAACCAUCCACCACUCCAUCCAUCUGGACCAUCGAGGGUUGCACGACAUUCAUCGGCGAACAGAACAGUUUUGAAGUCAGUCUUCAUGUAUUGCCUGGCCCACUGGAGCCGUUUCUGCUUGUGUCCAAUGGAUAGGGGAGGUCGAAACGAUGGCUUGCGCACCGCUGCAAACCCCUGGAGGACCCUGCAUCUUGUUCGGGGCACGUUGGAGGCACCAGCAGCUUCAAAAACUUGUCUGCUGCUAUGACAGGGCAUUUUUACAGCUGCUCUUUUGAUCCAACGUAUUUGCCUGUAGGAAAGAGUCCUGGAUUUUCCAUUAUCAGCACGCACACGUGUGUGCUCUGAAUCAGCUACAUACUUCUUGAUAGUGCAAUGAUCGCGAUGAAGUAUCUUGGCAAUUUUGAUUGUUGCCAUGCCUUGACCCAAACAUUCAACUAUUUGUUGCUUUUCAGCAGCCGACAGGUCCUUUUUCUUGCCCAUUUUGGUUGAAAAUGGUAGCCUGCUUAAUAAUGUGGGACAACCUUCUUUAGUAGUUUCCCCUUUAAUUGGACUCACCUGCCAGACUAAUUAGCACAGGUGUCUUCAAUUGGUUUCAGUGAUAUACAGAGCCCUGAUACACAUUACCAUUCAUGAGUUUAACUGACAAACAAAAAACAUCUUACCUUACCACUCUUAAACACUUGCAUAAUAAUUUGGAACACAGUGUAAAGGAGAAGGCACACUCCUUUGAAGAUAGCAAUGUACACAUUUUGGACAGGGAAAACAUGGUUUGAAAGAGGAGUAAAAGAAGCCAUCUAUGUGAAAUUGGAAAAACCAUCCCUCAACAGAGGAGGAAGUCUGCAACACCACCGAACUUCCACUUACAAUGCUGUCCUUUCAUUCCUACCCAGGAGAUUUCACAACUUCGCCUCCAAGAACAACGGUCAUUCACAAAUGGUCUCGUGAUUUCUGGCAGCUCUUAACGACCCCAAAUGACUGUCGUUACAACAGAAUGGAGCACGAACGAAGUUGACUCCAAAGACUUCAUCACACCCUGGAGCACUAAAGAAACAACGGCAUCAGUGGCCUUGAGAACGACUCCACAGAGGUUAAAUACCUGGAUACUCGCACAAGCUGGUCAGACUAGCCCAGUCUAAUCAGACGGUCACUACGUUUACAUGCACGUCCAAAUCGAGCUGCUGUUGGUAAUCAAGCAAAGGGUCCCAGUAGGGGUGCCAGAGAAAUCCAAUCCUACAUGCACAAGUGAAAUCGGGCUAUUGUGCAAGGUGCAUUGUGCACCCGAGCCACACGUGGCGCUACACGCCCCAUCGUGUUGGUACACUUCCGGUUGUCGUCAUGAAGAAGAGCUAUAGUGUUGCCAGAUACUGCUGAUGUUUUCCAGCCCAAAACAUGUUCAAAUCCGCUAAAAUGCACUUAAAACCCCCAAUCUGGCAACACUAGAGUUCCGUGUUCAAGCUGUUAGGCUUGCUCUGACAGACUAUGGCUACAAACUGUCCGGCGCAGACCACUGUUUUGUAAGACAACUUAUUUUGCACAAUAAUAUUUUUCUAAAGUCCAUUUUUUGCUUACAAAAAAAAAUUUUUUUUUUGCUUACAAUUUAACUUAUGUCUUAAUAAACACACAAAAAGUUCAGUUGUUUUGUUUUUAUUGACAUUCUUCAGAUGUUGGACAUAUAUAUAUACACACACACAAAUACAAUGACUUGUUUAUGUACACAAUUCACAGCUAUGCAACAGCUGUACAGAUGUAUUUGGUGAUACAGUAAGUGAGCUAAAUUUUAACAGUGCAAACAAUGCCACAAAAAGAAAAGAUUCAUGCCAUUGUCAUGAUUCGUUGUCAUGCCGACCGAGGCUGUUGUGUUUCCCACUUGUGGUCUCGUCACUCGUCACUUCCGGAAGUAGCUCGACAACUAGCUCGAUAGGGUAUACAUGCGCAAAAUAACUCGGCAGAAAUCGCAUAAACUAGGUCGUGUAGCUCGAUUCUGAGAAAUCAAGUUCGGUUCAAUUUCAGCCGAAUUAAGGUGUAUACAUGGCAUUUUGAACUUCGAUUUCAGUCGAGCAACGGCAGAAAUUCGAUUCUGUCUAUGUGCAUGUAAACGUAGUGAGUGAUUGUGAACUGAUGAAGUGAACUGAAGAAGAAGCCUCUUGGAUGAGAAGUGAAACGUCUUCAAAGACUUAAAACCAAGUCCAGUUGCAUUUGAUUCCAUUUUUUUUAGGUUAACUUUGUUUAUUAGGGAUGCCAUAGGAAAAAAAAAAAUUGAAAAUGGUCACCCUGGGGAGAAAAAAAAAUCUUAAAUAGGCCUACUGUGAAGUGUAAACUUUACAUUUUGACAGUUUUAAUGGCAUGUGUCAUUUUACAUAUGCAGAUUUGAUUUCAUGCUUCACCACCGUUGCCUGUACUUCACAACAGACUCCAUUAUGACAUAAUUUGCCUUUGUUUUGAAGGGAUAAUUUUUUAUUUGUGUGUUGAAUUGUGAGUGUGAAUGGUUGUUCAUCUGUGUUAGCACUACGAUAGAUUUGGCGACCUGCCCAGGGUGUACCCUGCCUCUUGCAUAAAGCUGGCUGGGAUUGGCUCCAGCUUCCACUACGGUCCUGAUUGGAUGGAUGGAUGGAUGGAUGGAUGGUGUGUUGAGUUAGAAUUUUAUUUACAUUUGCUAAUGACUGAACAAUAUAUUCAAUCAUAAAUGUGCUUGUUCAUGAAUUCUCUUGUCUUUAACAUAAUCUGUACAAGAGUAAAGACCUCUCUACUGAAA